Molecule: messenger RNA, 1716 nt
Organism: Hemibagrus wyckioides
Lineage: Eukaryota; Metazoa; Chordata; Actinopteri; Siluriformes; Bagridae
Gene: cldn23.1
Product: claudin 23.1
Exons: 1
Coding region: 97-909 (270 amino acids)
Biological process (GO): cell adhesion; bicellular tight junction assembly
Cellular component (GO): bicellular tight junction; plasma membrane
Molecular function (GO): structural molecule activity
Source: RefSeq, a predicted model, not a curated record
GAUCCACCCUCAGUUUCACUCUCGACUCGCCUGUUUAUAAGGCAAAGUGCGACUGUUUGGAGCUGAAGUUGUGCGUGUGAAUCUUCCAACUCGACGAUGAGGACACCAGGGAUUUUGAUAUUCGGACUGGUGCUUGCGCCCUGCGGAUGGAUCCUGGACCUGACCAGCACAGUUGCCCCCAACUGGCGCCAGCUCUACAGCAUCGCGAACCAGCCCGUGGACGUCGUGAUGAACCAGGGCAUCUGGGACAUCUGCAAGAGCUCCACCAUAACCACGGAUAUGAACUGCAACCUGCGAGGCAACGACCAAACGUAUUUCAAUAACCAGGUCAUUCCCGUGGCGCAGGGAUUGAUGAUCGCGUCGCUGAUCGUCACUGCACUCGGGCUAGCCUUGGUCACGCCGGCCACGCGCUGCUGGACUGACCGGCCUCCGCGAUGGGUCCUCGCAGGAGUCGGCGGCAUUCUGAUUUUCUGCUCAGGUGUGCUCACGAUCAUCCCUAUCGCGUGGUACACCAAUGUCCUUACCCGCCUCAACACGACUACCGCAUUUAGCAACCCGCAAAGCCCGGACAUCCGCGUGGGCUAUUGCAUAGUUCUGGGUUACAUUGGGGGCAUCAUGGAGGUGCUGGGCGGUUUUGUCAUAUGCAUGGGCUUCUGUCGAUGCUGCGGAGGACGGAAUCGCGGGGAGAAACCGCAGCAAAUGCGCACGACCCGGUACACCAGUCGCGCGCCCAAUCCGGUCCCACACCCGCGAACCAACAUUCCCAGGAGCGUCACCCCCAGCAGCUCGGGCACGCCGUAUUCCCGAAACUCUCUGGACGACGAGCUCGAUUACCCGAGAGCCAAAGCUCAAAGGAAAGGCACUGUUAACCCUGCCUACAACGGAAGACCUUACGACGCAGAUUUGUGAUGGAGGACCUGCUGGACUUUAGCUCUCACUUCUUCAGUGGACGCUAUGAUAUGGACUACUUGUGGUCUGGUUUACUAACAAUAAGUAUCUUUCAUAUAGAGAUGUAGGUCUAAAGGUUCGAAUGAUUAUUUAAAAUCUUAACACACCCAAACAUCUGGAAUGCAGGUGAUAGAAGCUAUGUACUAACCUUUCUCUUUUCUAUCGAGUUUACCCUUUUUAAAAAGACAAAUAUUACAAAAAAUAGUAUCUCAAAUAUAGAAGCUAUAGUGGAAAUGUCUAACUUUAAUCAAAUAUCCAGAAUGUCCAGCGUCAUGACAUGACACGACACGAUGCUGGACAUGAUCAUGAUGCUCCAGCCUUUUUUGAAAGGACUGCUUAUGAAAGAUUCAUCUCCUUACUCAUAACUGUGAAUAAAACACCUCAGAUCACAUCACAUCGCUCAAAAUAUUGCAUGUUUAUCACUACAGUGAAGUCUGUUAUCCAGGAUCUUAACACUUUUGCUGAAGGGAAAUGUGAUUUUACUUUGUUUAUGUGCCAGAUUGACUGGGAUCAUCUGAGUAUGUCUUUCUCCUAAGAAAAUCUUUCACCUGUCAUGUGUCAGAGGUAAACAGUCAUUAGUGCAAUUAUAUGAUGGCACUGAACACAGGUGAACACUUAGUAUUGCCCUGCUCGAAGCUUUAACUUUGUAAAUAUUGUAGAUAAUGUGUUGGAAGUUGGAACCUUAGCACUGUGGAAUAACAAUAAUAAUAAUAAUAAUAAUAAUAAUAAUAAUAAUAAUAAUAAUAAUAAAUACAGUUAUUAUAUAUA